AAUCGCAUGCAACAGAAGGUGGAUGAGACUAAAGAUAGCGACCAACCAGUGACUGCCGAUGAAGCAUUUCAUGAAGUGUUAGGAUCUAAUUCUGGAUGCCUCAUAGGAGUUGGCUAUGGGCCAUUACCCCCACCUAAGAGAGUCGACACACGUGCUUUGAAUGAGUGCGCACAAGUUAGGGAGCAAAAUCACAAGCUAACAGAGGAAAAUGAGCGUUUGCAUGAAAGAUGUGGACAUCUAGAGGAAAAUAUGACCCAAGUCACUCAACAAAAUGAAAAGUUGACUGAAGAAAAUACCCGCUUGCAGGAGCGGUGUGCCAACCUUGAAGAAAAUGUGACUCAAGUGACUGAGCAAAAUCAAAUGCUGACACAGGAAAAUACUCGCUUGCAAGACAGAUGUGACCAUCUAGAGAAAAACAUGAACCAAAUCAAUGAGAAACAAGUAGUGUUUGAACACUUCAUGCGCCAACAACUUCAAAAAGGAGGCAACUAAUGGAGUGCAUCAAGUGAUUUUGGCAUGGAGAUAUCUACUCCAUUGGUGUUAGAUUUUGGCAUGGAGAUAUGGACUCCACCGAUGUUGAAUUUUGGCAAGAAGAUUAGUUGUAGGGAAUAGGCAUAGGGUGAAUGGACUCCCUGAUGUUG
Messenger RNA from Linum tenue, 641 nucleotides. The record is from the annotation of a GenBank genome assembly. Lineage: Eukaryota; Viridiplantae; Streptophyta; Magnoliopsida; Malpighiales; Linaceae.